UACAGCGCCGGCCGGUGAGCGGUGCAGUGUGUGGCUUCUUGCUGCUGCGAUAACCCAUGAAGAAAAGUGAAUAGAACUGACAAACCAAAAAAUUAAAAAAAAAAGGAAAACGAUUGAUAAAUCUGAUCCCAAAGCAGAACAGAAAUUCAGAUCGGUUUUUGGAAAAAAAAAAAGAACACAACGAAGAACAGAGAAAAAGAAAGAAAGAGAAACUCGAUCAGUUCGAAAUCCGCGACGGACACGAUGCCCUGAUCUCCCCUCGACGGAGAUUCUCGCCGCCCAUCGACGAUCCUGUGGGCAUUUCUCUCUCUCCACACGCCCACGUACACACCCAACGCCCACACUGUACACCACGCCCACUGUAACAUCCACGCCCAACACACACACAACACCAUCAAAUCUUUCUCCUUUUUUCGACAUCGCGUUCACCACCUCUUCGUCACGCACAAGACGAAUAACAAAUAAAGGAAAGCUUAAUUUAAAAAAAGGAAAAUAGAAAGAAAACACGAAACAGAGAGAGAGAAAGAGAUAAAAAACGACGAAACGCGCGCGUCGUUUCCCCGUCCGUGUAAGUGCCUCCAGGACCUCCCGUACACAAUCCCGCGGGGCGUGGCCUCGUAGGGACCCGCCCACAGUGAAGGAUGUUGUCGUCCUGUUGGUUCACGACUCCCUUCACCGGAUGCUUCAGCACGGCCGUCAAAGGUGGCGUCGGCAGCGGUAUGCAGGAGGGAGGAGAGGGCGAGACACGAGUCCGCGUUAGCCAGUCGGAAGAACGCAGCCGUCGAUUCCUCCGACCGUCGCACCGAAGUCGUUCCGAGGGGCCCCUAGGCAGAGACAUUGAUGAUGAUAGUUUUCUUGUGUCUGAGUACAAGACCCAGUUUGCCUGGGUUAGGAGGCCACCCUCCGCCAGGGGCCCUGAGGCAGCACCGCUCCUCGAGGCGGAAAAGCCGCCGCCCCAAGCCACAAAGAGCCAGGUGAACGGCAGCGCAGGAGGAGCCGCAGGCGACGGCGGAGGAGCUGCCGUGACCAUCAACGACUCUGAGCCUCCCGCAGCAGGUCAGCAUCACCACCACCACCACCAGCAGCAGGAGCAGCCCCGCACGCCUCGUAAGUCCAAGUCGAUGGGUCGCAUUCACGGUGGAGGCGCUGUGCCCGAGGUAGGAGGCGGAGAGGGGGCCGCUGGUGGCCCUCACGCCACGGGCGCCGCUGAGCACGGGGCCGGCACGGAGGGCCAGCACGACCAGCAGCAGGCAUCGCAACCCCGAACCGACGCUACCGCUGCUGCACCUAACUGGCACCGGGGCCAUCGCCGCACGCCCUCCGAUGGCGUGGCAUGGCGGCACUCCAAAGGACUGGAGGCUGAUCGAAUCAUUGGCGGGGAAAAUAUGUUGGCUUCAUCGGAUGAUAAAUUUUCCAAGAGAGUCUAUAAGUCUGAAUACCGCAAGAAGUUCCGUCCAUUCUCGCAGUACCAAUAUGUGGAUGGCAAGUUCCAUAAGGUGAAGGGCGAUGAGCCAUCGACUGCAGCAGGUGGCGACUCAGCAAACAACUGGUACAAGGAAGUCAUUGAGCUGCGCCGUCAAGCUGGCCAGUAUAGGGCGAGACACGAUAUCGGUGACGUGUGGCGGACAGUCCAGCACCGUGGUUGGGGAGUGGAAACCGCUUCUGAGAGGUUAGCGGAGAUAUACAGUAAGCAAGCGGAAUUAUGGGAACAGGUAUCUCGUAGGUCCUCCCUCCAGGCUCUCUCUCUAGCAUCGGCUACACCCAGCCGGCCGAUCAGUAAGGCAGAGAAGGAGAUAGAGAACUCGCGCAGGUCCUCCCCAAUCAAACACGUGAGUACCUCUUCCCGAGAGCGCCCCAGCACAGCGCCUCCAAAGCCCAAGCCUGCCGCCGUGCAUAGCCAGAAGACUGCUGACAAGACCGAUGGAAAGACUUCAAAAGAGUCCACCCCUCGCCACCAUUAUGAGCGCACUACAGGUUCAGCAGAGGAGGGUCUUUUGAUCACUUCGCCUUCACGUGACAAGCUUGAACCAUUCAUCCCCGAUGAUUGGUCCACCCGACGCUCAUCACGAAGGACUCCACCAAUCACAAGUCCCGUCAAAGAUGGCCCCAGCAGACGAAGGUCCAAUCGUGCCUCCUCCGUCGUCAGACCAACCCCCACCAGGGACUGUAGGUCCGCAGUAGGAGGCCGGUCUGUAAGUGUUGGCCCAGAGAACCGUUCGCCGAAGCGCACUUCCCGCCCACCCUCCACCCAUGCCACCGCCCCCGCGACCAAGCCGGAGCGACGCCCACGACCAACGUCCCUCUCCACUAGUGCUCGCCGCAAGGGUACUGACGCUUUGCCCCACCGCCCUUCCUCCCACGAUGAUGGUAGCGUGCCUAAGAAAGCCUCUAAAGCUAAGACUCAUGACCACACUGCUUCGCCUAGGAAGGGUGAGGACAAGAGCAAAGUGGAGAAAAAACAGAUUAGUGAGGAAACUGACUCUAAGAAGGACAAAGAGAAGGAGAUUGUGCCUAAAGAUGGACCCAAGGACAUUGCGAAGGAUGGAGUUAAAGACAGCCCCAAGGAACCUGUUGAGGCUGUGAAGGAGUCCAGCGCAAGGAAAUCGACCCCCGAGCCCAGAUUCGACCCCGAGAAGUACGAACCAGUGGUCAAGACUCCCCCAGAGCCUACCCGAGUCAAGUCACCAGACCAGAUGAUGGUGAAGAGCCCUGACCCGGUCAACUGGACCGUUCCCCUGGAUACCGGCAAGACCUUCACCGUGACGCACAACAUCCCCGAAGGUGAAUCAGCACGUGGAACACCUUCCUCUGAAUACCGCCACGUCUUGGAGUCACGCACUCGCCAGACACCUGAACCCACCAAGUUGAACCAGGGUUCACUUGCAGGCACUCCCGUGUCUGCCAUUGCCUCUGAAGCCAAGUCCCACACUCAGGAGCCCUUCAAGCCUACCACUGCCACAACUGUAGAUCCUAAGACUGAAGACAAGCCAAUUGAGAAGAAGCAAGAGGCAAAACCAACAGAGAUUGUCAAGCAUGCUGAACCUAAACCCAUAGAGACUAAGACCCCAGAAGUGAAGCCAGAACAGAAGCCAGAACAGAAGCCAGAGCAGAAACCAGAGCAGAAGCCAGAGCAGAAGCCAGAGCAGAAGUCCACAGAAGCCAAGGCCCCAGAACCAAAACCCACUGAAACCAAGGCACCGGAGCCUGUUUCAGCUGAGGUGAAACCAGCUGAUACUAAAGUCCCAGAGACUAAGCCAGCCGAAGUGAAGGCACCUGACACAAAGCCUGUAGAACCAAAGGCACCAGAGCCAAAACCAGCUGAAACCAAGUUGCCACAGACAUUUGAAAAGGAAAAGUCAGAACCACAGCUCUCUGAUAUCAAAGCCUUUGAGCCUAUGAAGAAGGAACAGACCCCUGAGCCAAAGAAGUCAGAGCUUCAGCCCCUCCAGCAGCCGCAGCCUACACCACUGGCCCAGCAACCGCAGGCACCACCAAGUCCAACUGCACCUAAACAGGCUUCCCCUGUGGAAGACAUUCUUCCUGCUUCAGGUGCGGUUGAUCCUAUGACAAUGUCCAUGUUUGGCUCCCUCAAUGGCAUGAAUGGCAAGAGCUCAGGUACACCAUCUCCUACCAAGCCUGAGGUGCCCCUUCCCUCUGAACCUGCAAAGGAUACCAGUUCAGCUGAAUCAAAGCCUGUUGGUGUCCGCAGUGUCCCCGGCACUAACCUUAGGUGCCUCGACGAUCCUUCCUUCAUGUUUGACAAGCCAUCUGUAGGUACAACUAACUCUCCCAAGACUGGUUCAUACAAGGUACUUGAUGCUCCAACUGAACCACAGCAGCCAAAGAGUGCUGGUUACCGUGUAUUAGAAGCCCCAGGAGGUCCCUCUGAGGUUAAGGAUGCUCCUGAGCAGUCUCCCACAAAGCCUGAGCCCCCUGUUAAGCCUUCACCUUACAGGGUACUUGAAGCUCCUCUUGAUCCCCCAUCCAAGCCCAAGGGUUCCCCUUACCGUGUACUGGAGGCCCCAGAUGCUCCUUACUACCCCCAGCCACAGAGUGUAGGUGCAGCACAGGAGUCUAAGCCCCCUUCCCUUGUCUCCCCGUCUUCCGGAAGGACGGUAACUGAUGCACUAGACAAGGCCCGUGCCCGUUUUGAUUCCUUCUGGGGGGGCGCAAAAGAUAAAGAUCCUCCCAGCAAAGUCUAGGUGCCCAAAUCCAAUAGCCAUGUUCCAAUUUCAAGUGAGAUAUCUAUGAAGACAGUUUGCUACAUGAACAGUUACUAAAUUUGUAGGUAACAAUAACUAAUUUUUUGGUGCAUCUUCAUGGAUAUUUCUUGUAAGCCGAAGGAUGAGCUGUUAACAACCAUUCCAUGCAGAUUUUGGUGAUGUAGAAAAUUUAUGCCAUUGUCAAUAACCCCACAUUCAUGCUGGGUUCUUGGUCAACAGCACAUCUUCGGUAUAUGAAAUGUUGAGAAAACCCACAGGCCAUCAAUUCAGCCAGAUGUUUAAUCGCAAUACUCAUACUAUUUUUGUUAGUUGUCAUAGAUGCUAUUUAACUCUUUCUGGACUUCACUCAAGGCUACGCAGUAUAGUAUUUCCUGUGGGUUUUUCUUAUACGAAGCACUUGCUAGUAGGCUAAGAAUGUGAGAUUGUUUAUAAUAUGACCGAUAAGGUCCAUUUUAGUUUCUAUAUGUUUAGCUUUUAUUGAAAAUGUGAGAAUGAAAGGCAAGCCAGAGUCAUGGUGUUUGUAGGGAAUGCCAAGUGUGACCAGAGAUUCAGAUAAUUUAUCUUGUUACAACCAUUCAACUUGUCAUCUGUUUAUGGUGGCUCAUUACAUUAUCUCAGAGAACUGGAACACUGCCAGAACUCCCCAAGUGUGAAGUUUUGGAGUGUAGGUUAGUGUCAUAUUUGUUGAAAGAAAUGAAAUAUACUGAUGAUGUAACACACUUGUGUAGAACUUUUAAAAAGAAGCUGAUUUACAUUUUGGAUGAACUUGUCUUAAUCUUUGAGGAAAUUAUGGGUAUUCUCUGAAAGUUUAUCAAAUUGAUAUCAGCUGUGAAUACUGUAUUCUGGACCUUCAGAGUAAAAUGUGUGGCUGAAUUGACAGAUAUUGUUUGAAUGAACAUAUGUUAUGUUAGGAAAUAUUAAAGUAAAAAAAAUCUGUAUUUACACUUUACAUAUCUAGAAACAGUGUAAUAAAACAUUGAUUUUAGAUGUGAACUCUAUAUAAUAGGAAUAUUGGGUAUAAUGGGUGUAUAUAUAUAUAUGCAAAUUUACAUUGGCAUGGUUUUAAACUGUGUUAUCAGUUUAUGUUAUUUAUUUAACAAAGGGAUUUAAAGUUGUAUGUGUGGAUAUGAAAGUUGUCUUCUUAGGAUAAAACUCUGCCAAAAUGAUUAAGAGGCUAACUCUUUCCUAGGUCAUGAAGUAUAACCUAGGUCGUGAAGUCUAUCCUAGGGCUUGAAGUCUCUCCUAGGUAGAACGUAAAGUCGUGUCCUAGGGUGCUAUUUCUGCUCCGAGCACUGUCUGUGUCCUAGGGAUAUAUAACUAUAACUUUAGAUGAAGUACUAGAAGGAACUUGGGUCAAACUUGGCAUUUCAUCCUGGCCUUAAUACUAAUGCCUAUACAGGGGAACACUUGGCAUCCGCAAGUCUAGAAUCAAGCUUUUAGUACUCUUGAAAGAUUAUAAAGAUAAACUUUGUAGGAUUUUUGAAAGUGUGAAUCCUAGAAGCCUGGAGUACAGUGGUCCUGAUAUGCGAGAUUUUAGCAGGAAUCUUUAGAGAUGUGUAACAUGAGGAAAUCUUGAAAGGUGCAUUAUUGAUAUUCUAAUUCACUAAAUCUUGAUUAAACACUGUAUUAUAUUCUGUCAUUGUGUAAUUGAAGGUUAAAAAAACCUAAUUAAUGAAAUUUCUUUAUCUUCAAAUUUAUACCAAAGAUGAAAGUUACAAAUGAUUCAAUUUUUAUGGCGUGAAGUGUACACUCCUGAGUUGUUCCUCUACUGAAAACUGCCAAGGGUUUGAUUAUAUAGUUUUGAAUGGUAAAGCUAUUUAUAUUGUUAUAAUUAGUAUAGUGUUGGCUAAUUAUUAUACUGGGCAGAUUGGUCUCGGUCUCUGGCAAAUUUCACCAUUAUUGUUUAUGUCCCAUGGUGAUACAUAGUUUUCCUUUUGUCACUUCAUUGUAACAGCUUAUUUUUGUAUUGUUUUGUAGUUCAUUUGUCAUAUUCUUGACUGCAACACAUUCCAUCAAGCAUUAAGGAGUUUUAUAUAUUUUUUAGGUAAUUUAAUUUUCAUUUCUCAGAGUAUGUAAGAAAUGAUAUAAAAAUCCUUUGUAAGGGUCAGCAAUUUUGAUUUGGGGAUUGAGUUCCUUGCACAUAUUUGUUUCUAAAGAACCUCUCAUACGACCUUAACAUGAAUAGAUUUAAGUGCCAACAUAAUUUUCAAAAUUGCUGAUCCCAGAUCCUAGCUGUGAUUUUGGUAGGUCCCGCAUCCUGUGAGGUGAAGGGCUAUCAGCUUAGCAGAAAUCCCAACUCCUGACUCCAAAAUUCAUACUUAGGG
Messenger RNA from Penaeus vannamei (Pacific white shrimp), 6547 nucleotides. The record is from RefSeq and is a predicted model, not a curated record. Lineage: Eukaryota; Metazoa; Arthropoda; Malacostraca; Decapoda; Penaeidae.